Messenger RNA from Pundamilia nyererei, 986 nucleotides. RefSeq names its product lectin, galactoside binding soluble 3b (gene lgals3b). Gene Ontology annotation, molecular function: laminin binding; IgE binding; disaccharide binding. Lineage: Eukaryota; Metazoa; Chordata; Actinopteri; Cichliformes; Cichlidae. Gene Ontology annotation, cellular component: immunological synapse; nucleus; cytoplasm. The record is from RefSeq and is a predicted model, not a curated record. The coding region runs from base 123 to 851 and encodes 242 amino acids. Gene Ontology annotation, biological process: positive chemotaxis; negative regulation of extrinsic apoptotic signaling pathway; monocyte chemotaxis. The transcript has 7 exons.
UGCGGUGUGGGUGUGGUCUGCAUACAGGAGCAGGGCGAGGCUCAAGACUUAAAGCGCGUCUCCUGUUUCAGAGUCUGUGUGAUCAGCAGCGCUCAGGUGAACUCAGGUUGCAGAAGAGCAGAAUGGACCUCUCAGACGCUCUUGAUGGUGGCACCACCCAGUCAGCAGCAGGAGGAGGUCUCUGGCCCGGUGGUGGAAACAACCAAGCAGGAGGAGGUCUCUGGCCCGGACAGCCCAAUGCACCCGCGUGGCCAGGUCAGCCCAACCAGCCCACCUGGCCCGGAGGUUCCACUGCUCCAGCCUGGCCUGGAGGUCAGCCUGCUAACCCUACCUGGCCCCAAGGCCCCAGCCAGCCCAGCGGACCUUGGGGUCCAGGUCCAGGCCCUUCACCCGGACCUGGACCCACUCCUCCUGUUGCACCCCAGCAGAAUCUGACGGUUCCCUUCAAUAUGCCUCUGCCUCAAGGAGUGUACGACAAGCUGCUGAUCACCAUCGCUGGAACUAUCAAACCCAAUGCUGACAAGAUCACGGUGGACCUGGCCACAGCUCGUGACAUCGCCUUCCACUUCAACCCUCGCUUCAACGAGGGCGGCAAGAAGGUGAUUAUCAGAAACAGCUGCAUCGGUGAAAAGUGGGGCAAAGAGGAGAGGGAGCUGCAGCACUUCCCGUUUGUGCCGGGGCAGAAUUUUGAGAUCAAGAUCCUGUGCACCAACACGGAGUUAAAGGUAGCUGUCAACAACUCUCACAUGCUGGACUUCAAGCAUCGUAUCACCAACCUGAGAGACAUCAAGAGACUCAGCAUCUACUACGACCUCACGCUGUCCAGGGUCAACUUGGAGAUGUUGCCCUGAGACAGGCUGCUGACCCAGCAGAGAUCAGUCAGGAGGAAAUUAUCAGUGAAUGUUUGAAGGUGAUCAUCAGUAGAUGCUUUGAUUCUUCCACAUGUUUCUGUUCAGGUGUCUAAUGAAUAAAGACUUAAUAUUCUG